GACUGCCAGAGUUAGCCACCAGCACUCUGUGCCUCUGGGCUGAGUCUCUCUCUUGAGGGAGACAGACGCACUGACAGAGAAAGUGAGCAAGGGAGAGAGAGAGAGAGAGAGUGAGAGAGAGAGAGAGAGAGGGGGAGAAAGUAAGAGAACAGGAAAGAGGGGAGGCAAAAAGGCAGGAAAAGUGGACAGGAAAAUCCAUCAGAAGAAAAGAGAGUCGGUCAAGAGUUGACAGAAGGAGAGGAGAAGAGAAUAAAAGACUGAUAAAAGUAUCAGUCUUUCUUCCUCUUCUUCUAUAAAAGAAACAGACAUGGCUGAAAACAACACAAAUCUCUUCCUGGAAAUACUUCAUUCUUUUGAUGCUGUCCCUCUCAUCAUAGCGUUCUGUGUGUCCAUGGCGGUUGGCCUAUUCUUGGGGGCCCUAGUUUACGUGAUCUUGACCUGGAUGUCCCGACGCAGAGCAGGCUCUGCCAGCAUCACCCGCCGCCCUCCUCGUCAGUCACGCUUGUCUUCCCGCAACCGCCCCGGCUUCAACCGCAACAGCAGCUACGACCGGCGCAGCAACAACAGUUUGGUCAGUGCCGCUUUCAGCUUCCAUCGCCAGACUUCUUCCCCAGAUCAGUUCGACCCACUGGGGCACAAAUCUAGCUUCAGGGCCUCCACCUUCCACCCGCUCCUUCAGUGCAGCCAAAUCGCCAGAGAGGCAGAGGAAGGUAGUCAGACCACGCUGCCUCGUACGCCAACUCUGACUACGUCAGCUGGAUCUGCUCAAACAGCAGCCCAGCAAGAUGCCACACCUCGUAGACCGGAGUCAUUUUGGGGGAACAAUGGCCUGAGAGGAUCUAAUGCCACACAGACCCCACCUCCAGCUUAUGAGAGCAUUAUCAGAGCUUACCAGGAGACCUGCACCUGAUCGGAAUGGGACUGCCUGGCUAAAUGGAUUUACAAAUUAUAUGGACUAAAUCUGUAUUGAUUUAUUCAAGCAGAAGAAGCUUCAGGAGAUUGAAAAAUGACAUCAAGGUUAAUUGUGUGUCCCACUCAAAACAAUAACACUCUGAAAAACAAUCAGUUCUGUGUGUCUUUAUGUUUCUUAAGAUAUAUAUAUAUAUGACAUAAGCAUACCUGCCUUUCACCAUUAAAUACAGAUGAAGAUAUUUGAAAACAGUGAUAUGACACCCUCAGCAAUGUGACAAUGGCAUUCUCUUAUUACGACCAGUCCGUGUUUAGUGGUGAUUGACACUCGUGUAUGCUUGCACAGCGUCUUUGUUGAGUUAAGACAUACCAGUGACUGGGAAUUUAUGCUGCAAGGCAAGACUUCUUCUUCACCCCUGCUCAAAUAACUAUGCAAAAGAGUGAGUGAUUGUGUCUGUGUAUUCUGAGGGCAGGCGAGCGUUAAUAGUAGCCUGCAAUAAAAAAAAAAAUUGUACAUGUGUUACUGAUGAAACUAUGGCAGAGACAGCCUUGAUGUUUUAAUUGCUGCCUCACUAUUUUUUUUACAAGACUGUGGUAUGAGUGUGUUUGUGUGUGGUAUGUGUCUGUGUUUGCAUGUACAGUAUGAAUGAGUCAGAGAAAGAGCCAAAGUUGGGCAUUUGUUGAAUUGUUUUUGUAUUCUAUUUUUGAAUGUAAUUUACUGAAUAUUUGCUCAUAACUUAAGGCAAUAAAAGCAAGAAUCCAAACCG
Notolabrus celidotus (New Zealand spotty) is the source of this 1676-nucleotide messenger RNA. It is a transcript of the gene myct1a, whose product is annotated as myc target 1a. The coding region runs from base 308 to 910 and encodes 200 amino acids. Gene Ontology annotation, cellular component: nucleoplasm. The record is from RefSeq and is a predicted model, not a curated record. NCBI's taxonomy places the organism in Eukaryota, Metazoa, Chordata, Actinopteri, Labriformes, Labridae. The transcript is spliced from 2 exons.